Molecule: messenger RNA, 1420 nt
Organism: Drosophila serrata
Lineage: Eukaryota; Metazoa; Arthropoda; Insecta; Diptera; Drosophilidae
Source: RefSeq, a predicted model, not a curated record
CCGAGAAGAUGUUCGAGUGGUGGCUUCUUUGUGUGUGCCUUCAGUGGCUUGGUCGCGCGGAGGCCACUGAGCCUGCUGAUCCGUUGCUGGCCCUUUCUGCCAAGGACUUCCAGUUGGAGUUUCUGCGAGAGCUCACCGUUCUGGCUGAACAACGGGCUGAGGUGUGUCUCAACGAUUACCUGGCCCAGCUGGAACAAGAUGCGCAAUAUGCCAACUACACUGGCGAAUUGAGUGCAGUCCGCUCGACAGCCAAGCUCCCGCACAAGGUGACGCUCAUAAAGCAGCUCCUAGAUGCGAAGCCCCACCAGGAAACGGAUCUAGAGCACACCACUGUGCUGCGAAACCUCGUCUUCCUAAACCGCUUGAAGGCCAUGUUUAGGGCGAGUAGGGAUGCCAGCACUCAGGAGAUUCGACAGCUGCGUCUGCAUCGCCUUUGCCAGCAAUUCGACCAUCUGACGCCUCCUCGCAGGACGAGCUUGAUCAACGAGCAGACCGUCGGAGCUGCUGUGGAGAAACUGAACCUCACCAGAAGCGGUGACCCAGCCAGUGCCCUGGAUCUGAAUCAGUUUGGGGCGCAGCUAUACGAGAGAGUUAAAAAUUCCGGGGCCGAGAUUAUCGACAACUAUCUGCAGAUCCUGCGUGGUCUGCUGCAGGACAUCAUCGAUGGCGAUCACGCGGAUCUGGCCGAAAGCAGUAGCCGGUUGGACAACAUGCUGCUUCAGUUGGAUGGCAUGCUGGCAACGGAGGAUUUCUUCGAGAAGCGGCAGAAGGUAUACGCUUACCUCGAGCGCCACCUGACCACCGAUUACGAGCAGCUGCGGGACUCGGCAGGAGCUGAGCAUCAUCUUACGGAGCAGCUCCUUGCCCAGCUGAAAGCCAAGGGCUUGGACCUGUUUGUAAUUUUCUUGUUCAGCAACUUUGAGUUCCUGGAGAAGGUGCACGAGCACUGGGCCCAGAUGCUGCCGCAGGACUCAAGUCUGCUGUUGGACGAGACCACGCGUAAGUUGUACGACCUGCAGCAGCUCUACGAGAUCUUCAAGCUCGACACGGAGAGCCAAGCCAAGUAUGAGGCCUACUCGGAUGCCCUGCGCCGACUCCACGAACUGACUGUGGAACAGGGCCAGCGUAACCGCCAUAUCUUCGAGCUCCUCAGCAACGCUGCCCAGAAUGUGGGCAGUGUCACCUUUAACAUGAUCAAGGCCAAAUGCAAAGACUUAAUCUGAGAGAAUUUAUUUGGUUGGAAUUUUUCGGUUUAUAGUACAUAUUAAUCAUGGGUUCAAUGAGAGGUUUUAGUAUAUUAUAUAAAUACUCUUUGAGCUUUUUAUGUUACUUAUAAAGUUAUGUCUUGAGGUUACAAAAAAGCUGCGAGCUGUAUUCAUAUCAAUCAUUUACCAAGAGUAAAUAAAUUUCUUUACUUAAA